AGGGAAAUGGUUCCAAUAGUUUUAUAGAGCCCCACAGUGGAGGUGUCAUAAUACCCAUAACACCUAGCGGUCAAACAGGGAAAUGGUUCCAAUAGUUUUAUAGAGCCCCACAGUGGAGGUGUCAUAAUACCCAUAACACCUAACGGUCAAACAGGGAAAUGGUUCCAAUAGUUUUUCCACCAUACAUUUUUCCCAUAGGGAAUUGUAGAAACACUUCAAAUAAGGGCUGUAUUCUUGUGGGCAAAUUUUGUCAUCAAACUUUGUCAUCAAAGUCUGGCCUUCUCUGGAUUUAUGGUGCUUUCAUGACAACUUGGAACUCUGAAAAAGCAUCAUUGAUCUUCAGGUCGGAGCUCUAGAAAAGGCCAGAGUCCCCGACUUAGAAUUUAUAGUUGGAUGACGAUUCAAGACCUAUUUUCUCAAAUGUUGUAUAAUGUUUAUGUCCAAUGGCCGAUAAGCACUGAUAUGUUCUAUCUACAAUUUCUCUUCAUAUGACAAGGAUUGAAAAGGAUUUGCCAGUUGGUUCAUGAUGAUGGCUGCUAGCCUGCUAGCUAAGAGUUUGAAACUAUGAUGCUGAUAUGAUCAGUCCAAUCAAAGCUACUGUAGAUAUAACAUGAUGCUGAUAUGAUCAGUCCAAUCAAAGCUACUGUAGAUAUAACAUGAUGUUGAUAUGAUCAGUCCAAUCAAAGCUACUGUAGAUAUAAAAUGAUGUUGAUAUGAUCAGUCCAAUCAAAGCCACGGUAGAUAUAACGUGAUGUUGAUAUGAUCAGUCCAAUCAAAGCCACGGUAGAUAUAACGUGAUGUUCAUUUUAUCUGUGGCCAAUGACCUUGAGCCUUUUGGAUGGACACUUCUAAUGUAACUCUAUGGCAGCAUCCAAUGGGCUUGAAUUUUAGAGAUCUCCCUGUAGAUUUUGAGGUGACAUAGUGUCUCCAUGAGUGACAGAACACAGAGCCAAUCAUGACGCAACUAUUUACUUAUUAUUAUUUUUUGACUGAAUAACAGGUGGGGCUCUGCACCUGAAUAACAGGUUGCCUCUGUUCCAAAGCAGGAACCACUGACUGGCUGCAUGUUCUAAUAUCCAGAUACCUGCUGGUACCUCUUAGGACAGCUGAUGAGGCUAUUAUCCAGAUACCUGCUGGUACCUCUUAACUGGAUGGGACAGCUGACGAGGCUAUUAUCCAGAUACCUGCUGGUACCUCUUAGGACAGCUGAUGAUGCUAUUAUCCAGAUACCUGCUGGUGCCUCUUAGGACAGCUGAUGAGGCUAUUAUCCAGAUACCUGCUGGUACCUCUUAGGACAGCUGAUGAGGCUAUUAUCCAGAUACCUGCUGGUACGUCUUAACUGGUUCUGACAGCUCAUGAGGUGUCCUACCCGCCAUUUUUUUAAAGACAAGACAAAGCUCAUUGCCUUCUUCAUUCAUGCAGAGACGGGCAGCCUGAAGGUCUCCUCAUUGAUUUAGCUGGAAAGGGGAUAAAUUGUGUUUUACAUUGGUAUUCAUAUUACAGUUGACCUUGAAAUAUUAGGUUUUAGUGAUAACCCCUCUGUGUCCAAGGACAAAACUUUUAAAUAUUAUUUUCAUGUGCCUCAAGUAGGCUGGACACAUUCAAUAUUUAACAAACUUUUUUUCUGAUGAAAACUAGUUCAUUGCAACCGCCUUGGAGCCCAGUUUCAUAAUAUUACCUUAUUUGCCUAGCUAUGAAGUAAUCGCGCAGAGUGGGCUGAGGUGAUCUUGGGGAAUAACGUUGGAGUUCGCGACAGUGUUGAGAUGCCGAAGUUUAUUGUUCAGACGAACGACCUGCUAGAUAGCCAAGCUAGUCAGUACAGCUAGGUAAGCUAGCUAGCUACUCUACCAGCAGCAUCCUAGUUGUCCUAGCUAGUCGGUACAGCUAGGUAAGCUAGCUAGCUACUCUACCAGCAGCAUCCUAGUUGUCCUAGCUAGUUGGUACAGCUCGGUAAGCUAGCUAACUACUCUACCAGCAGCAUCCUAGUUACCAUAGCUACCACUACAUCAUCACUGGCUGUCUGCAUUUCUUGUGGACCGAUGGAGCUCCCCGGUUGUUUCUUCCACCUGUUAAAUCCUGUGGAGGGCUUCUCCCUCUCUCGUUGACGGAUGCUGGCUACCUCUGUCCGGUUCUCCUCUCUUCACUAGAUGGACGGAAACUUUGGUGUUUAACCCGUCUGUGUCCAAGGGCCGAACUUUUUAAUAUUAUUUUCGUGGCGCCUCAAGGGUUUAAUUGUUUGUAAAAACUUAGUGGAGAGGUCUCCAUUUUGCCGGGUUUUUUACUUUGUUGUGGAAAUUUCCUCUAUUUACCAAAUCAUGAGAGCAAACCACAUACAAGUCAGAGUUAGUUAUCACAAAGUCCAUCUUUAAUUAUAUGAGCUCUAUCACAACCCUGUGACUCUCAGAUCAAUUCAGUGUCUAUCAAUGAAUUCUCUGAGAGUCCCUUACACAUUGCAGCUGAGAUCAAAAGACACACAUAGCCAGACAGCAUAGGCAUAAUUUAUCGUUCAGCUUUGUCUCCUAAACUAUGUUAUUUUCUCAAACUCAGAACCAUAAACCAAUCCUCCAUAUCAACAGGCAUAUAUCAAAUCCAUCCUAUCAUGACAAGAUCACAGAGACAAACUGACAGACAUUGUGGAGCCAAGAGAUACACGCUUGACCUCUCCCCUCUCUCCGGCCCAAGCAACUUAGUCUGACAUAGAACAGAUCCUGCAACCCCGCCACAGUAUUAUACAAAAAUAACAUUCUGAUGAGAAGUAACUUACAAACAUAUGAUGAAUAUAAAACAUCUUACCUAUGUUACCAACCAAUUCUGAUUAUUCCCCAAUACUUCCAGAAAGUAUUCACACCCCUUGACUUUUUACACAUUUUGUUGUGUUAAAUCCUGAAUUUAAAUGGAUUAAUUCAGAUGUUUUGGGGUCACUGGCCUACACACAACACCCCAUAAUGUCAAAGUGGACUUAUGUUUUAAGAAUUCUUUACAAAAUGUAUUUAAAAUGAAAAGUGAUUAUAUUUCUGGUAUGAGUCCCAAUCAGAGGCAGCUGUUUAUCGUUGUCUCUGAUUGGGGAUCAUAUUUAGCCAGCCAUUUUUCCCUUUGUGCUUUGUGGGAUCUUGACUAUGUAUAGUUGCCUGUGAGCAUUAUUAUAGCUUCACGUUUUGUUUUGCAUUUAUUGUUUUCUUUGAGUUUCACUUCAUAAUAAAGAGGAUGGAACCAUACCACACUGCAUCUUGGUCCACUCAUUAUAAAGAUCGUGACAGUACCAACAACGGACCAAGCAGCGGGCCCAGGAGGAAAGCCAGGAGUGGAGGACAUCCUGGACAUGGGACGAGAUUAUGGCAGGAGACAGGAGACAGAAGCCUGCCAUGGAAGCAGGCGGAGGCAGCGAGGGAUGGACAGCGACGAUGCCAGUGUUCGCGGCCACAACUCAAGCCCAAAAGACAGCCCCAAUUUUUUUUCUUUGGGGGGGCGGCACACGGAGUGGCCGGCGACGCUAAGGGGUGAGUCAGAGACCGAGGAGGAAUAUUGGGACAGAUUGAGCGAGGAGUGGGUGGCGAAAGUUGAGGGGAGUGAACCAGAGACUGUCAGUGAGUUGAGGGAGAAUGUGGAGGAGAAAUGAGAGUUAUUGAAUUGGUGGAGGAUGCACAACAUUUGCCCUAAGGAGCGUGUUAUCGAUUUAAAGCCACCUGAGUCAGCUCUCCAUACUCAUCCUGAGAAGUGUGUUAAAGUUCCGGUACAAUUGAUGCUGGCUAUACGCACCAGGUCUCCAGUACACCUUCCCAGCCCAGUACGUCCUGUGCCUCUUCCUCGUACUCACCGUGUGAAGAGUGUCAUCGUUCCGGUACAGUUGAUGCUGGCUAUACGCACCAGGUCUCCAGUACACCUUCCCAGCCCAGUACGUCCUGUGCCUCUUCCUCGUACUCACCGUGUGAAGAGUGUCAUCGUUCGGUACAGUUGAUGCUGGCUAUACGCACCAGGUCUCCAGUACACCUUCCCAGCCCAGUACGUCCUGUGCCUCUUCCUCGUACUCACCGUGUGAAGAGUGUCAUCGUUCCGGUAAAAUGUGUGCCGGUUCUACGCACCGUGUCUCCAGUGCGCCUCUACAGCCCGGUACGGUACGUUCUGUUCCUGUUCCUCACACUCUCCCUCAAGUGUGCCUUCUCAGUUAGGUACGUCCUGUACCUGCUCACCCUGAGGUGUGCGUCACCAGCCUGGGGCCACCUGUACCCGCCCACGCAUCAGGCCUCCAGUGCGCUCCACAGUCCAGAGCUUCCGGCGACAGUUCCCGGUCCGGAGCCUCUGGUGACGAUCCACGCACCAGAGCCGCCAUUGAAGAUGACGAAUCCACGAGCAGAGUGGGUACUUCGCCCCGCACCGGAGCCGCCCCUGAAGCCCAAUCCAUCAGGAGAGACCAGACUCACCCAGCUGUCUGUCCGUGAAGAGUGACGGGUCUAUGGACCAUUUCUAUGAUUGCGAAGAUGGAGACUUUUCUGCAUUUACAGGUCCAAUCAAGCAGGAGAGACCAGCCUCCCUGUUCCCAGCUGUGUGUCCAUGAAGAGUGACUGGUCUAUGAGUCAACCUAUACAGUUUAGAGAGGGAGAUUUUUCUACUGAACAAAGAAACCAACAGGAGAGAUCAGAGUCAGAGAUUCUCAGUGGUCAGUCUUCCCAGAGUCAUCAAACAGACCUGGACUCCAUAUUUAGUAUGCUUGAAGAUAAUAUAAUAACAUUUGUGAAGAACGAGCUGAAGAUGUUCAAGAGGAUUCUUAGUCCAGAACUCCCAGACGGCUUUGAGAGUCAGAAGCAGGAUAAGGAAGUGGUGGAUGCUGAAGAUGAGAAGCAGGAGAGCAGUGCCAGAGAGGGGGCUCUGAAGAUCACACUGCACAUCCUGAGGAAAAUGAACCAGAAGGAGCUUGCUGACACACUGGAGAAAUAUUCAGAUGAGCUCGCUGUGAUUUGCCAACUUGAACUCAAAUCUAAUCUAAAGAAGAAGUUUCAAUGUGUAUUUGAGGGGAUCGCUAAACAAGGAAACCCAACACUUCUCAAUAAUAUCUACACAGAGCUCUACAUCACAGAGGGUGGAACAGGAGAGGUCAAUAAUGAACAUGAGCUGAGACAGAUUGAGACAACAAACAGGAAAAAGCAAGACCAGAGACUGCAAUAAAAUGUAAUGACAUCUUCAAACCCUUAACGGGACAAGACAAACCUAUCAGAACUGUGCUGACAAAGGGAGUCGCUGGCAUUGGAAAAACAGUCUCUGUGCAGAAGUUCAUUCUGGACUGGGCUGAAGGAAAAGCAAAUCAGGAUGUCCAAUUUGUAUUUUCAUUCCCUUUUCGGGAGCUGAAUUUGAAGAAAGGGGACAAACACACUUUCAUUGAACUUCUCAAUCACUUCUCAAUGGAAACCAAACAAUCAAUCUCCAACUUCGACAAGUACAACGUUCUGUUCAUCUUUGAUGGUCUGGAUGAGUGCCGACUGCCCCUAGACUUCCAGAAGAACAAAAUCUGUUGUGACGUCACAGAGUCAACCUCAGUGGAUGUUCUGCUGACAAAUCUCAUCAGGGGAAAUCUGCUUCCCUCUGCUCUCCUCUGGAUAACUACCCGACCUGCAGCAGCCAAUAAGAUCCCUUCAGAAUGUGUUGACCAGGUGACAGAGGUACGAGGGUUCAAUGAACCACAGAAGGAGGAGUACUUCAGGAAGAGAUUCAGUGAUGAGGACCUGGCCAGCAGAAUCAUCUCACACAUAAAGACAUCAAGGAGCCUCCACAUCAUGUGCCACAUUCCAGUCUUCUGUUGGAUUUCUGCAACAGUCCUUGAACACAUGCUGAAACAUAAGAGAGAAGAGAUGCCCAAGACUCUGACUGAGAUGUACACACACCUUGUGGAGUUUCAUACCAAACAGAAGAAUGAAAAGUAUCUUGGGAAUGAAGAGACAGGUCCACACCGGAAUAAAGAGAGCAUUCUGUCACUGGGAAAACUGGCUUUUCAACAGCUUUUGAAGGGCAAUCUGAUUUUCUAUGAAGAAGACCUGAAAGAGUCUGGCAUUGAUGUCAAUGAAGCCUCAGUGUACUCAGGAUUGUGCACACAACUCUUUAAAGAGGAAUGUGUGCUGUACCAGGACAAGUGUACUGCUUCGUACAUCUGAGCAUUCAGGAGUUUCUGGCUGCUGUAUAUGUGUUCCUCUCAUUCAUCAACAACAAUGAGAAUCUAAUGGACAAACUGCAAACAAACGACGAGCCUGAAAUUGCUUUCUACAAGGGUGCUGUCGAUAAAGCCUUACAAAGUGAGACGGGAAACCUGGACCUUUUCCUUCGCUUCCUUCUGGGCCUCUCACUGGAGUCCAAUCAGAAGCACUUACGAGGUCUACCGACAAAGACAAGAAGCAGCCCACAGAGCCAUGAAGAAACAAUCAAGUACAUCAAGGAGAAGAUCAGGGAGAAUCCCUCUCCAGAGAGGAGCAUCAAUCUGUUCCACUGUCUGAAUGAACUGAAUGACCAUUCUCUAGUGGAGGAGAUCCAAAGAUACCUGAGAUCAGGAAGUCUCUCUAAGUUCAAACUGUCACCUGCACAGUGGUCAGCUCUGGUCUUUGUGUUGCUGACUUCAGAAAAGGAGCUGGUUGUGUUUGACCUGAAGAAAUACUCCAGAUCAGAGGAAGGUCUUCUGAGGCUGCUGCCAGUGGUCAAAGCCUCCCGAGCUGUUCUGCUGUCAGGCUGUGGAGUCACAGAGGAAGGCUGUGCUUCUCUGGUCUCAGCUCUGAAGUCAAACCCCUCACACCUGAGAGAGCUGGACCUGAGUAACAAUGACCUGAAGGAUUCAGGAGUGAAGCUGCUCUCUGCUGGACUGGGGAAUCCCCACUGUAAACUGGAGACUCUGAGGCUGUCAGGCUGUCUAGUCACAGAGGAAGGCUGUGCUUCUCUGAUCUCAGCUCUGAGGUCAAACCCCUCACACCUGAGAGAGCUGGACCUGAGCUACAAUCACCCAGGAGACUCAGGAGUCAGACUGCUCUCUGCUGGACUGGAGGAUCCACACUGCAGACUGGAGAAACUCAAUGUGGAACAUGGUGGAGAGAACAGAAUGAAACCUGGACUUAGAAAAUAUGUCUGUGAUCUCACACUGGACCCAAACACAGUAAACAGACUCCUCUCUCUGUCUGAGGAGAACAGAAAGGUGACAUGUAGGAGAAAGAAGCAGCCGUAUCCUGAUCACCCAGAGAGAUUUGAGAACUGUGAACAGGUGAUGUGUAGAGAGGGUCUGACUGGGCGCUGUUACUGGGAGGUAGAGAGGAGUGGGAGAGGGGCUGGUAUAGUAGUGACAUAUAAAGGAAUCAGCAGGAGAGAAGGGGGUAAUGACUGUGGUCUUGGAUGGAAUGGCAAGUCCUGGAGUUUGGUCUGCACUGACAACCGUUACUAUGCCUGGCACAAUAAAAAUCGGACUACCAUAGACGUCCGCCCCUCCAGCCCCUACAGAGUAGGAGUGUAUCUGGACUGGCCAGCCGGCACUCUGUCCUUCUAUAGAGCCUCCUCUGACACACUGACCCACCUGAUCACAUUCACCUCCACAUUCACUGAGCCCCUCUAUCCAGGGAUUAGGGUUUGGGGUGAUGACUCCUCAGUGUCAAUAAUCACCUGACACACAAACUGGACAAACACACACACACACUGACCCACCUGAUCACAUUCACCUAUAUAUCCCUCUAUCCAAACAUACACUGGACAAACAACAGUUUCAGUAAAUAAUAACUUGACACAUUCGGAUUAUGAUGAUGGCGACUCAGUGACACACACACACACACACACACACACACACACACACACACACACACACACACACACACACACACACACACACAACACACUGACA
Molecule: messenger RNA, 7855 nt
Organism: Oncorhynchus nerka (sockeye salmon)
Lineage: Eukaryota; Metazoa; Chordata; Actinopteri; Salmoniformes; Salmonidae
Product: NACHT, LRR and PYD domains-containing protein 12-like
Exons: 10
Coding region: 6098-7624 (508 amino acids)
Biological process (GO): intracellular signal transduction
Molecular function (GO): protein binding
Source: RefSeq, a predicted model, not a curated record